Procambarus clarkii (red swamp crayfish) is the source of this 2052-nucleotide messenger RNA. Its product is annotated as methionine aminopeptidase 1D, mitochondrial. Gene Ontology annotation, molecular function: metalloaminopeptidase activity. Lineage: Eukaryota; Metazoa; Arthropoda; Malacostraca; Decapoda; Cambaridae. The record is from RefSeq and is a predicted model, not a curated record. Gene Ontology annotation, cellular component: mitochondrion. Gene Ontology annotation, biological process: proteolysis.
GACCUGCCCGAAAUGCUGCGCGUACUAGUGGCUUUACAAGAAUGUAAUUACUAUGCUAUGUAUUCUCACAAACCCAAUGUACCUUCUUGUAUAUAUAUAAAUAAAUAAAUAAACAUGAGAGCAUUUUAUCCUCGGAAUACAGUACACAGAUAACUUUGUGGGAAAUUAAUGUUUUGUAUUGCUUUUUAACCUACAGUAUCUCAGUGGUGUUGUGAAGCUAAUAUGAAGAAGAAUUUACAAGAAUAAUUAUUAGAAAACAUAAGUGUUAAUCCCCUCAGUCUUCAUUCAUGUGUGUUUUCUGUCCUUUGUGAGUAGAAUAGUCAUCACAUUCAGGGCUUCAUAUUGACUUAACAGCUUUCACUUAUUUAUUAUGAAUAAAAUUGUACAAGAAUUUCAUGAAAACUUUUUUUUUUUUUUUACUUUAGAUCAAUAGUGGAGUAAUGAUCUGUCUUUAUUAACAGAGUAUCACUGUUUUACUGUAUUUUAUGUAGAAAAUAUUGAACAUCAAAGUACAGUACUGUACAGAAAAGUACUUGUUUGAUAUUAUAUUUGAAAUCAUAGUCAUGAUGUUAACUGGAACAAUGCUUACAAGAGUGACACAUUCAUUAGUAAGUGGUAAUUGUAAAUCACUUUUAAUGCCGUAUGAAAUAAUAUCUACCAAGAUAAUUGGUUCGUGUAGAGCAGGUUAUAGUGACGAUGGUGAUACACACAAAGUGUCAGUUACUGAUUCAGAGACGGGCACUAAAGCAAAAUACUGCCGACGCAAUCUGCAUCGAUCACUACAGCCACAGUUCAGUAAUACAUAUCCUCUAACAAAUAAAAUGGUUCAAGCCAGGAAGCCACACUUAGUCAACCAAGAAUUUCUACAGUGUACACAUAGCUUCUCUGUGUUGUCAUCGUCAAAGAGGAUAAUGUCAUUGAAGUCUCCUUCCCCUCAAAAUAUACUCGGCAGUAUUCCAAAUGUGAAACAAAUUCAACACAAUCGUGGCAUUUGGGAUAUAUUCAAAAGAGCUAACUUUGGUAGUUACACCGUACUUGAUGAUGUUGGAGAAGUGUCGGCAACCCGGGAGGUGCCCUCCCACAUACCUUGUCCUCCAUACGCACAAACUGGAGAACCUUCCUCGGCUCCAUCCUCGCCAGAAAUCAAAGCAAAUUAUCAAGUGCAGGCCAUGAAAGAAUCCUGUUACCUGGCACGCAGUAUACUCAAUAUUGUUGGUGAAAAUAUUCAGGUUGGCAUGACAACAGAUGACAUUGACAAGCUCGUGCAUACUAAAAUAAUUGCUAGUGGAGCAUACCCAUCUCCUUUAAAUUAUUUGGGCUUCCCUAAAAGUGUGUGCACCAGUGUUAACAAUGUAGCCUGUCACGGCAUACCCGACGACCGUCACCUGCUGGAUGGCGACAUUGUUUCGGUUGAUGUCACAGUGUUCUACAAUGGCUAUCAUGGAGAUUGUUGCGAGACCUACUUAAUUGGUAAUGUCGAUGAAGCAGGUCGGCAUUUAGUAGAAGCAGCAAGAAGGUGUCGAGAUGCAGCUGUAUCAAUAUGUGCUCCAGGAGUUCCAUUUGCUGCUAUUGGUACCAAGGUAAAAGAAGUGGCUAUUCAAGGCGGAGUGACUGUAGUGCCUUGCUUCAUUGGUCAUGGCAUUGGACAGUACUUCCAUGGGCCUCCAGACAUAUAUCACUGUUAUAAUGACUACCCAGGUUGUAUGGAGGCAGGGAUGACUUUUACUAUCGAGCCCAUUGUGGCUCAGGGCAAGGAAGAUGCCCUAAUUUUGGAGGAUGGAUGGACUGCAGUUAUGUUAGAUAAUGGACGAGCUGCACAAUUUGAACACACAAUUCUUGUUACAGAAAGUGGUCAUGAAAUACUAACUGAUUAUCAUUAAAAUACGUAGCAGCAAAUGUUAUUGCAAAACUAAAUUACCUGGCAUUACAUUUUUUGUACAAGUACAGUAAUGCUACAUACCAUAUUAGCUUUUGUUACACACAACUGCAUUACAAUACUAUGUAUUUAUUAAAUUGUUAUAAAAAUCUUUGUAAUAAAUUUUGUAUUUACCU